Molecule: messenger RNA, 3630 nt
Organism: Papaver somniferum (opium poppy)
Lineage: Eukaryota; Viridiplantae; Streptophyta; Magnoliopsida; Ranunculales; Papaveraceae
Product: pentatricopeptide repeat-containing protein At1g18485-like
Exons: 3
Coding region: 13-2967 (984 amino acids)
Biological process (GO): RNA modification
Molecular function (GO): RNA binding; protein binding; zinc ion binding
Source: RefSeq, a predicted model, not a curated record
CAGAGAAAAAAAAUGGCUUUGAUGGCACAAACACUCUCUCACCAGUGCUUUCACAACUACCAGCAGCUUUAUGUGAACACAAAAAAACCCAAGAACCUUCUUCAUUCAUUCUCUCUCCCAAAACCUUCUUUCUCCAUUUCAACUAAAACCCAUUACAAAAGCUCAACAGCUUCAGCAGUCACUCCAUCAUCACAACACAAUCCUCAACUGACAUUAUCUCAAAACAUCACCCAACUUUGUGAAUUUGGUGACCUCGAUGAAGCAUUACUGCUUUUACAACAGAACAAUGAAAUUCACACUGAAAAGUAUGAGCAAGCUAUUGCUGUUAAUACUCUAUUACAAUCUUGUGGGAAAAGGAAGGAUAUUGAAAUGGGCCGUAAAGUUCACAGCUUUGUAUCAGAAUUAUCUCAAUUCAAUAAUGAUUUUGUUAUGUAUACGCGUAUUAUUACGAUGUAUUCAUUGUGUGGGUCUCCAGUGGAUUCUCGUAUUGUGUUUGAUAACUUACAGAAGAAGAAUUUGUUUCAAUGGAAUGCACUUAUUAGUGGUUAUACGAAAAAUGAGCAUUGGAUUGAUACGGUUUUAGUUUUCUGUGAAAUGCUUACGGUGUCAGAGUUUAAACCUGAUAAUUUUACUAUGCCGUGUGUUAUUAAAGCUUGUGGGGGACUUUCGAGUGUAGAACUUGGACAAGGAAUUCAUGGUUUAGUUAUAAAGAUGGGAUUGGAUUUAGAUUUGUUUGUGGGUAAUGCUUUGAUUGCCAUGUAUGGGAAAUGUGGGGUUACUCAAGAUGCGGUUACGGUGUUUGAGAAAAUGCCUGACAAGAAUAUGGUUUCAUUCAAUUCUUUGAUUCGCGGGUAUUCGGAGAAUGGGUUUCUGGAUGAAAGUUUUGAUGUGUUUAGGAAUAUGUUGGAAUCUGAAGAUGGUCUGAGACCUGAUGUUGCAACUAUGGUGACAGUACUUCCUGUUUGUGCAGAGGAGGGAAAAGUGGAGAUGGGGAUGUUACUGCAUGGGCUGGCUGUAAAAUUGGGGUUACUUCAUGAUCUAAUGGUGAUCAAUGCUUUAGUUGAUAUGUAUGUUAAGUGUGGGUAUAUAUCAAAUGCUCGGGCCCUGUUUGACAAGAAUGUUCAGAGGAAUGUAGUCUCUUGGAAUGUCAUGAUUGGUGGUUACUCUAGAGAAGGAAAUGUCCAAGAAACCUUUGAUUUGCUACGCGAAAUGCAAAAGGAGGAGAAAAUGGGAGUGAAUGUGAUCACUAUCUUGAAUGCAUUGCCAGUUUGCAUAGAGCAUUCGGAAAUGUGUAGCUUGAAGGAGCUGCAUGGCUACUCUUUCAGAAAUGAAUUUCAUUGUGAUGAAAUGGUAAAUAAUGCUCUCAUUGCUGCUUAUGCUAAAUGUGGAUCUUUGAGUGCUUCAAACAGUAUUUUUGAUUUGAUGGAGACGAAGACUGUGAAUUCUUGGAAUGCAGUCAUUGGGGGGAGUGCACAAAAUGGAGAUCCAAGUGAUGCAGUAGAAUUAUUUCUCCAGAUGGUAGAUUCUGGGAUAAAGCCUGACUUGUUUACCAUUGGUAGCUUACUGCUAGCUUGUGCUCAUCUAAAAUCACUAAAAUAUGGUAAAGCAGUUCAUGGCUUUGUGGUAAGAAAUGGGUUGCAUUUGGAUUCUUUUAUUGGUGUUUCGCUGCUUUCUCUUUACAUCCGAUGUAGGAAGGCAUCGAAUGCGAGGAUUUUUUUCGAUGAGAUGGAUGUAAGAACUACGGUAUCAUGGAAUGCAAUGAUUGCUGGGUACUCUCAGAAUGCACUACCACAGAGUGCCAUUGAUCUCUUUCGUGAAAUGCAACAGCAUAAUGUCCAACCUUCUGAGACGGCAAUACAGAGCAUACUGACCGCUUGUGCACAAUUAGCAGCUUUGCGUCUUGGAAAAGAGGCCCACUGUUUUUCCAUAAAAGCAGAUCUUAUUGGAGAUGCAUUUGUCAGUAGUUCAAUUAUAGAUAUGUACGCAAAAACUGGUUCUAUAGAGCAGUCUCGUAGGACCUUUGAUGGGCUAGUCGAGAAAGAUGCAGUUUCAUGGACAGUGAUGGUCACAGGAUACGGACUUCAUGGACUUGGUAAAGAGGCUAUUGAGAUCUUUGAGGUGAUGCAUAGACAAGGCUUGAAGCCUGACCGGUAUACUUUUAUCGGUAUCCUAAUGGCAUGUAACCAUGCGGGGUUGGUCGAAGAGGGUCUUAAGUACUUCUCAGAGAUGCAGAGUGUACACAAAAUAGAACCAAAACUAGAGCAUUAUGCAUGCAUGGUUGACAUGCUGGGUAGAGCUGGGCACUUAGACCAUGCAGCCUGUCUUGUGGAGAAGAUGCCUGAUGAACCUGAUGCUGGAAUUUGGGGUUCACUACUAAGUGCUUGUCGAACUUAUGGAAAUAUGGAUCUUGGUGAAAAAAUUUCAAAGAAGUUGUUAGAUCUGGAGCCAGGCAAGGCUGAGCACUAUGUGUUAGUCUCAAACUUGUUUGCAGGAUCGGGCAGGUGGGAUGAUGUAAGAAAGGUGAGACAGAAGAUGAGGGAGAUGGGACUGGUAAAUAAUCCCGGUUCUAGUUGGAUAGAAGUAGGAGGAAAAGUUUAUAACUUUGUUGCCAGUGAUGACGCACAUACGGAAUCUAAAGAGAUACAUAGAAUGUGGAGGGAAUUAGAGGAGAAAAUACGUGGCAUUGGAUAUGUACCUGACACAGGCUCGGUGUUACACGAGUUGGAUGAAGGAGAGAAGGAAGAGUUAUUACGAGGUCAUAGUGAGAAGCUUGCUAUAUGUUUUGGGCUCUUGAAGAUGACAAAAGGUUCUAUACUACGGGUUUACAAGAAUAUUCGUAUUUGUCAUGAUUGUCAUAAUGCAGCCAAGUUGGUCUCUAAGGUGAUGCAGAGACAGAUAAUUGUGAGGGACAAUAAAAGGUUCCACCAUUUUAGAGAUGGGCUGUGUUCUUGUGGAGAUUAUUGGUAGGCAUAAGACAAAUGCUUUAUGUUAGGUAAGGGCUUGUUUUUUCUCCUUUCCAAUUAGAGUGUGACCGUUCACAGCUACCUCCUCCAUCCUAAAGCUUAGUAUACUUUUUUCACAUUUAUUUAGGUAAUCCACAGAUUAUUCUAUUGCAAGGCUUCAUCUUGCUGUAGCGACUAACCAUCAUCAGUGAUUUAGCAUCAAACUCUUACACCCGGCACUUGUGGUUGCCUGAAUUAAUCAUCUUCCUCCGUUUACUUCUUCUAAACACAUUUAUCUCUUCACUGAGAUCAAUGUUGUGCAAGGCAUGACAGAUGUAAUUGAGUACCAAUUUAGCGCACCAUUCUACCCUUAUCCAGGCUUGGGACCUCCAGGCUUCAACGGAUUGUAAUAAUAUAUAAGGUGAGGCCUUUAUUGAUCAAGGCUGGUGGGGUUCUUCAUAAUGAUUGAUGUUUGAAAAGUCAUGGAGUCACUAAUUUCUUGGAGCAGUUUGCAGACAUUAUUGGUGUACAUUUUGCUUUACUAGCCGAUAGAAAUUGUCUCAAUUGAAGACAAAGGUGGAUUAGUAAUUUUUUAAUACUUAACAGAAGAAGAUAGGAGCUGAGAGAGAAAGGACAAAGAGACACGCGUUUCAUCUAAUGGAGUAAAUCCAUGGAACUAGUGAUGGAU